GUGGCCGGGCACAUUGGGGAUCCACUGUAUGAGCUGAACUUUCUCAAAAGCGCUAUUUGGGACCAGCAGACUUGGACUUUCACCACGAACUUCACAGUGGACACCAGGCUGGUCGGCCUCGAUGCAGCUUACCCAAAUAGGCUGCAGCUCGUCUUUGACGGGAUCAAGAUGGGCGCCGUGAUUCAGGUUAAUGGAAAAGUUCUCGGGACAGCCACCAGCCAGUUUAUCCGCUAUACCUUCGACCUAAGCCCAGAGGAUCUGCGAGAUGGCUUGAAUAAGUUGGAGGUUGUCUUUGACCGUUCCAUCCGCGUUGGAGGCCGCUUCAUGGCCUGCUCUGGUGGCUGGGACUGGGCCCCGUAUACCAACACACUGCAGGAGGGUGCAACAACGUUCUCGUACGGCAUUUGGAAGCACGUUUAUCUUGUCUACACGCCGAAGGGCUCUGCAUCUAUAACUCACGUUGUGCCGCACGUCUUCUUCAAUGGCGCAUAUCCUGUUGAGGCCCUUGUCGAUGGAAAGCACGCAGGCUUCAAUGUCAAGGUGAAGGUCUUUCUGUCGGCCCCAGCAGCUGCCAACGGCACGCUCUCCCUUCUCCCCUCCUGGAGGCUCCAACACGACAGCCACAGGAUCUCGGUACCAGCUGGUAACUCGAACUUCACAUUGGAGGUUGCUGCCGAUGCCGCUGCCAUCAAACUCUGGUGGCCGAUCGGUUUGGGCGAGCAGAACCUGUACGAACUGGGCGUUCAGUUCCAGGCCGACAGCGAGCUUGGACUUCCAAAGUCGGCAACAAGCCGGAAGAUCGGGUUCAGGUAUUUCGCCUUGGUCACAGGCAACGACACAGAUCCCGGUUAUGUAGCCCGGGCGUCGACGGAGGAGGGCACGGAGUCCCAGGGAAUGUACUUCCGCAUCAAUGGUGUGGCCUUCUGGUCCAAAGGUGCCAACGUCAUACCGAUGGAGGAGCUCGAGGGCAGGAUGCUGGGAGAGGCCCACCGUGUCAUGGUCCGAUCCGCUGCGGAUGGAGGUAUGAACACACUCAGAGUUUGGGGUGGUGGGAUCUUCCUCCCGGAUGAGUUCUACGACGCAUGUGAUGAGCUCGGGCUCGUGGUUUUCCACGACAUGAUGUAUGCACAGCUGGGACACGCGCCUGAGAGGACAGUUGUCCAAGACACCGAGCUUCGACACCAGGUUCGAAGGUUGUCUUCGCACCCGUCGAUUGUGAUUUGGGACGGCUGCAAUGAGUGCACGGUCACCAUGGGUAGCCCGACAGAGAUCUACGCUACCUUUGUGAUGACAGUCAUUGCAGAGGAGGACCUCUCGCGAUCGAUUUGGCCCUCAUGCCCAGCAUUCGGCUGGUCCACAGGAGUCCACAAGCUGGACAGCCUUCCCAACGGGAACCCGCUGACCACGCCUGGGAAAGCAGAGACGAUUGAAGUGCACGGCUACUACCAGCAUGGCAACGGUUUCCCGGCCAUGAAUGGAGAGAUCAAGAUGUUCCCGUUCAAGGCCAACAUCCCCAUCAAGGUUUCCACUGAGUCCACGGGCCUGGAUCAUAGGAACAUCUUUGCCUCGGAGUUCGGAGCUGUGGUGAUGUCCUCCUUCGAGUCCAUGGCUCCAACCCUAGCACCGGAGCACUGGGGACUGCAUGCUGGCCAGCCGAGUGACACAUGCGAGUAUGAUGUUCAUGUGGUCGCCCACAACCAGUGUCAAGGUCAGAAUGUGAUGGCACAACGGAACUACCCGUGUGACAAUCUCAUCAAUGCUUAUUUUGGAGACCACCCGGACAGCUACUUCAAUAUGACUGGAGAGCGGAUCUUCAAGCAGCAGCUCUACCAGUGCAUGUUGUCCCAGGCACUGAUACUGAAGACAGAUAUCGAGACGAGGCGUUCCACCAAUCAGUUUGGUUGCCUCGUCUGGCAGCUUAACGAGAUUUGGCCUACUGGCGGCUGGGGUUCACUGGAGUACGGCACACCGGUCAAGGGUCAAGUGAUUGGAGGGCGCUGGAAGCCCCUGCACUACCUUUUCAGGCGGUCACUGUUCACCGAUGUCAUGGCCACCUGCGGAAUGGACGGUCAGUGCUAUGCCAAGAAUGAUAGCCCUUGGCCCUUUCAGGGACAGUGUGCCGUGUCUGUGCUGCACUUCGACGGUCACCGUGCAGUACUCCAGAAUUUGGACCUAGACUUGCCGCGGGGACCUGGAGUGAAGCACCUUUUCAAGGUGGACGUGCAAAACAUGAGCAGCAUUGACUACAUGCUGCUGGCAGAAUGCUCGACCAAAGUCAAAAGCAGUCGUGGGUCAAAUUUCACGGCGUUUGGGGCCUCAGCGGAGCAUGUGGUCUCCUUCAAUGAGAUUCUCAUGGCUGCGGUCUCAGUCUUGGACAGUUAG
This is a messenger RNA of Symbiodinium pilosum, 2382 nucleotides long. The record is from the annotation of a GenBank genome assembly. NCBI's taxonomy places the organism in Eukaryota, Dinophyceae, Suessiales, Symbiodiniaceae.